Ostrea edulis (European flat oyster) is the source of this 4989-nucleotide messenger RNA. RefSeq lists its product as uncharacterized. The coding region runs from base 563 to 3325 and encodes 920 amino acids. Gene Ontology annotation, molecular function: zinc ion binding; protein binding; GTP binding. The record is from RefSeq and is a predicted model, not a curated record. Lineage: Eukaryota; Metazoa; Mollusca; Bivalvia; Ostreida; Ostreidae. The transcript has 9 exons.
AGGUUGAUCAAGGCACAUACACCCGCUAAUGUAACGGACUCAGAUGAAUACAGGGGAGGAGACUCAUUUAAACGUUGUAUAAGGAAAGAUGGAAAGAUCGUGGUAAGUAAUUUGUAUCAUAACAAAUUAGCUCAUCUGAGCCAACAGAUGGUGUGAGGUUUUGUGAUUGAUGUUUGUCAUCUGUCAACUGUAAUGGUUUCACAUACAAGCUCGGUUGUUUUGCCUCUAGGGCCUAAUGGUCAAUUUCAGCUACAUGUAAUGACAGCACAAUGCAUUCUGAAAUUCGACCAUAGGGAAGAUUGGAAUUCCUAGCUCACUUAAGUUGAAAGCUCAAGUGAGCUUUUCUAAACACUUUUUGUUCGGUUUCUGUUUGUCUGUCCGUACAUAAACUUAGAACAUUUUCAAUUUCUUAAAAAAAAAACAACAACGGGGCUAUCUUCUGCAAACUUGCCAAAACCAUGCUUUGAGUAAGGAGGGAUCAAGUUUGUCCAAAUGAUGUGUCACGCUUUCUUUGAAGUGGAGUAAACCAGAAGUGAUCAACGAGCUAGAUAGAACAAAGAACAUGUUUUGGUUCCAGCUGACAAAGCUUGUAACAAUGUUGUCAUUGUUUGAAAAACAGAAGAUCAUGUGUACAAUAUGUUCAGCAAUUGGUGACAAUGCAGAGGCUAUGAUGGUUUGCAAGGAAUCUGACUGCAAUGAGAAGCUAUGUGAGGCAUGCACCAAACGGCACAAGAAGCAAAAAGCCACAGCAGGUCAUAACGUCAUCAAACUGAAGGAUGACACACCGGAUGCUAAUGAAUUCUUCUGCGAGCUCUGCCAAGACGAGACUGUCCAUGGAUUUGGGUAUUGUAUCGAUUGUACUGAACCGGAAGUAAUGUGUGAGAAGUGUUGCAAACGACAUAUUGUGUCGAGAAAAUUCCGGAAUCACAAUAUUUCAGAGGACUUGAAAUCCCUAAAAUUGACGCAUGGGCAGACACCGUCCGUAAAAACAUUGAUAUCAAAGUCAAAUGGUAAAAUGACUGGUAAUUCUGUUGUGAAACAUCAAGCAUCCAGCGUCAAACCUGCAGUUCCACCACCAGCAGUGGCACCUAGAUAUCAUUGUGAACCUUGUCGAUUUGAAAGUAAAAAGGUACACGCCACACAGUUCUGUCUUGACUGUGAAGAACCGGAACCAAUGUGUCGUCCAUGUGGUCAGCAACAUUUGAAACAAAAGGUUGGGAGAGGUCAUCAAUUGUCUCAAAGCAUGCAACAGUUUGGAUCUCAGAAAGGAAUGGUGCAUACUAGCAUAAAGAACUUGCAGCAACAGUUCAAAGGACCAAAAGAUAUUCCUGGUAAACCGAUGGCAGCAACGAUAAAAUCAGAUUCGGUUAAGUUGCACUGGGGACGAUGUGAUGACGUGGACUGUUAUCAGAUACGAUACAAGAGUAAAUCCGGCAAAGAAAACUGGAAAAUUAUUCAGACUGACAUCAACAAAAACGAAUUAAACAUAGAGGGUCUGAUGGCGAAUACCACAUACAUUUUCCAAGUCCGAGGGGUGAAAGGGGAUAUUGAAGGAUCUUACAGUCCGGCAAACGAGGGCAUAAAAACACAAGAGUCGUUGGCGUCUUAUCUCCUUGGUUUUUCAGAGCAGCUGACUAGUGGGAAUCCUUCAAAAUUUGAAUUACCAUUAAACGAAAACCCUAGGGCUAGAAAUGAACAGUAUAAAAUUCGUCAAAUAUGCUUAGGAGACAUGACAAAUAGAAGAAAUCGGGAAGAAGAGAAAACUAUUAUGUUGGUCGGUUCCACUGGAUCCGGCAAAAGCACGCUUGUGGAUGGCAUUGUCAAUUAUGUGAUGGGUGUGAGUUUUGAAGAUCCAUUCCGAUUUACAUUGGUCAAACUAGAAGACGAUGAACGGCGUAAAACAGGAAACCAAGCAGUAUCGCAAACGGAGUGGAUAACAGUUUACAAAAUUGCACCACACAAGGGAAGUAGACUAGACUAUACCCUUAACAUCAUAGACACGCCCGGAUUUGGAGAUACUAGGGGGAUAGAUCGAGAUAAUAACAUUGUGGACCAAGUUCGCUACCUAUUUUCGGCAAAAGGAGAUAAGGGAGUCCUGUACUUGGAUUCCGUUUGUUUUAUUGUCAAGGCACCAGAUGCGCGUCUCACACCAGUACAGAGAUAUAUCUUUCAUGCGAUUAUGUCCCUUUUUGGGAAAGACAUCGAGUCGAAUAUCUGCACGUUGAUAACAUUUGCAGAUGGCGCAGAUCCUCCAGUUUUAGCAUGUUUAAUGGAAGCUAAACUCCCGUUUGGUUCGACCUUUCAAUUCAACAAUUCUGCAUUAUUUGCAGUUAACAAAAAUCUUCAGAGUAAUGCACUGUCGCCUUUUUUCUGGGAAAUGGGUUGCAAAAGUUUUGAAGCAUUCUUCAAACAUUUGAAGAAAUUUGAAACAAGAAGUUUGUCACAGACGAAGGAUGUCUUGCACGAAAGAGAGCAACUGAAAACGAUCAUCAGCAGUAUAAGACCACAGAUUAGCGCGGGCCUGUCCAAGUUAAGUGAGCUACGAGAACAGCUCGACUUAUUUAAUAGACACGAAAAUGACAUCGAAAACAACAAAGAUUUUACUUACGAGGUAGAAGAAACGAGGCAAUACCAAUGUGAUUUGCCUCCAGGUCAACAUGUUACAAAUUGUUUGCAAUGCAAUGUAACUUGCCAUGAGGAUUGUAGAAUUGCAGACGACAAUAACAAGAUGAACUGCUGGGCAAUGACCAAUGGCUAUUGCAGAAUCUGUUUUGAGAAUUGUUAUUGGAACGAACACAAAAAUACCCCAUACAUAUUUACGUAUGCGACUGAAACUGUUACCAAGACGUACCAAGAAAUGAAGGACAGAUACGAAAGAGCAAUUGGAGAAAAAUUAACACACCAAACGUAUUUAGAAGAACUGACCACCGACGUUGAUGAACUCAUGGACAACAUUAUGGAUAUGAUGAAUGAAAUGAAUCGAUGCAAGACGAGACUGAAAGAGAUUGCCUUGAGACCGGAUCCACUCUCUACCGUUGAACACAUAGAUCUUAUGAUUCAAGCAGAGGAAUCAGAAAGACAGCCAGGAUACGAUAGGAGGAUCAAAAUGCUUCAAGAAAUGAAAAGAAUGGCACUGGUCGACAGAGAUUAUCAGAAUUUAGACACAAACUUCCGUAGAACUCGCAGUGAUAUAAGUAGCGCUGUAGGCAAAGAGUUCCCUGGAAGACGUAAAAUCAAGUCGCGUCGUCGGUCUAAGAAGAACAGUCCUGGUGUAGUUGAGAAGGGAAUACACAUGAUGAAAAAGUUUUUUGGAGAACUAAUCUGAAUCUUUUAGUGACUGGUUUUGUCGUGUCAUGUCUGUAAAUUUAAGGUGUUAUUUCUUAAGUUUCUUAUCAUUACUUCUUAGGUUUUUGUUUAAUUAUUGUAUUAUCAUCAUAUCAAACUUUAUUCCAUGUUAGUCAUUACGAUGUACCUGAUGAAGAACAUAUUGUACUAGACAUGGAGUCAAUUGAGCUUUCAGAGUGCGUAUACUAGCUGUAGAAAAGAUGAUAUGCAAAAGUAACCUGCAUAAAAUUUUCUAUGACAGAUGGGAGGAAUACGAUAAAUCAUAAGUCCAAAACCCUCCCAGUGAUUGGAAGUGUUAUCCUGGUCCGUCUUUUUGACUUUUCUAGUUUUAGGUCACUGAGUAAACUCAGGUGACAUAUUGCAAUUGGUCUGCGUCCGUCGUCUUCGUUUGUACGUUAACAAUUGAACAUUUUUAACUUCUUCUUAUAUACCAUUCCAACUCUUUUCAAAAUUGGUGUGAAGCAUUUUUGGGACAAGGGGAACAUAAAUUGGAAAUUUCAAGGCUCUUGGACCCUGGGGUUUUAGGAAUGGAGAAAAAACUGCCUAAAAUUGACAAAAUUUCAAAAUAUUGCUCUACUACCGCAUAUAUGUAUGACAAACUAAAUGCAUAGUGAUGUAGAGCAGGAGGGUCUCUUCCAAAAUUGUAGAUUUCGUGAUCUUUGGGGUAAAGGUUCUGACUCCAGGGCGGAGCCAAACUUGGUAUACAGUAUAUAAUAUCUAUGUGUAAAGCAUUUAAAAAGCAUCUUCUUCAAUGGUAUUGAUACUAAACUGAAACUAAAUGGGCAUUAAGAAUGUACAGGUAGCCCUUUACCAAAAUUGUAAUAUUUAAGUCUUUCUUGUAACUAUUCGAAUUCUUCUCAAAUGUGUUAUGGAGCAUCAUGGGAACAGGGGGGAGAUAAGUUGUAAAUAACAGGAUUCCGUCACCCCCGGGGCUUUAUUGGCGGGGCAAAUACUGCCAAAAAUGACAAAUUUUCAAAAAAUCUUUCUCUCUACAACCGCAUAUCUCUAAGAAAAAACUAAAUGCAUAAUGAUGUAAAACGGGACGACCUCUACCAAAAUUGUAAAUUUCAUGAUCCCGGUUCUGACUCCAGGGCGGAUCCAAACUCUGUAUAUAUAGUAUAGUGUAUUUGUUACACUGUAGAUAAUUUCUUCUUUGAUGUUAUAGUGAUCGUAAUUUUUUGAGUAGUUAUUGACCAAGUUGGCAUUUUUAUGGCCGGUGUUAUAGAACCAGACUUCCCCCAUAGUGAGACCCCCCCCCCCCCCCGGAAGUCUGGCUCUAGAGUGGGCCUUCCCCCUGCGGAAGUCUGGCUCUAGAGUGAGCCUUCCCCCUGCGGAAGUCUGGCUCUUGAGUGAGCCUUCCCCCUGCGGAAGUCUGGCUCUUGAGUGAGCCUUCCCCCUGCGGAAGUCUGGCUCUUGAGUGAGCCUCCCCCCGGAAGUCUCGCUCUAGAAUGAGCCUCCCCCCCCCCCCCCGGUAGUCUCGUACUAGGGGGAAGAUUCACUCUAGAGCCAGACUUCCGGGGGGAAGUCUCAUUAUGUGGGAAGGCUCACUCUACAACACCGGUAACUUGCAUUAUAUGUUUGUGGGGGCAAUAUCAUUUUAAUUUUGCUAUAACAUGAUUUCUAAAUAAAUUCAUAGUAACACGU